AUGGCGGAGCCUGAGGGAAAGGUUUGGCCAAAUCUCGGGCGAGGUACUCUUACUCGGAGUCGACCUACGUUUCUAACGCGGACCGCCACCGAUGAGGCCGCUCAACUGCUGAGAAGAUCUUCUUUCCCUGUUGAGGGCACUGAGGGGGAAGCUCGUCCAUCUUCUGCUCACGAUGGAACCCUUCAUGGUGAAUCGCGGCCACCCACAUCGACAUCGGCCAUUUCAAAUGUCUCGGCUACCAUCAAUUCUGAGCAUCGUUCCUCCACUCCUUCUGGCUAUCGCACUUCUGACCGUUCCAAAGACAACCCAGAAGCUCGAAACUCAGAGCCGAGCAAUUUUUCAAAGGGCCAAUCUCCCAUCGACACUUUGGCAGACCCUCCAUCAGACUUCAACCCGAAACCCGAAAAGUCACCUCUACCAAGGGUGGGAUCUUUGCGCCCCGUUGGAGGUACAGAAAAGCUGGACACUUUCUCUGGUGUCUUUGUACCAACAAGCUUGAACGUCUUGAGCAUUCUUAUGUUCAUUCGCUUCGGUUUCAUUCUGGGUCAAAGUGGCGUCGUUGGCAUGCUCGCUAUGUUGUCUGCGGCAUACCUGAUCAAUCUUGUCACCACCCUGUCUAUCUCUGCCGUCGCUUCAAACGGUACCGUGCGCGGCGGAGGUGCGUAUUAUUUGAUAUCCAGAUCCUUGGGCCCCGAGUUCGGCGGUGCGAUUGGCAUUGUCUCAUAUCUAGGCUUUGUCUUCAAUACGGGCAUGAAUGCCGUCGGCCUGAUAGACUGUUUGAACUACAACUUCGGGUCAGAGUCUGGCAACUGGACCAACACUUUGCCUGAGGGUCCGUGGUGGCAAUACCUGUGGAGCACGAUAGUCGUCGUCGCUUGUGUCGGAAUAUGCCUUGCUGGCAGUGCCAUCUUUGCUCGUGCCAGCAACGCUCUCCUCCUUGUUCUUCUCGUUGCAACUUUUAGCAUCCCCUUGUCCGCCAUCCUGCGUCGGCCAUUUGAGACCACCAAGCAAUUCACUCAUUUCACCGGUCUCAGCGUACAAACCCUGCGCUCCAACUUGCUUCCACGAUUUACCAAAGGCGCUGCGGGAAGCCAGUUGCCAGGCAGAGAAAAUUAUCAAGAUCUCUUCGGUAUUCUUUUCCCUGCCACUGGCGGUAUUCUUGCUGGUGCAAGCAUGUCAGGAGACCUCAAGAACCCCAGCACUUCAAUCCCUCGCGGUACUCUAGGGGGUCUUGGCCUGACAUUUGUCUCUUAUGCCCUUGUUAUUCUCGCCAUGGGUGCAAGCAUUACUCGAGAGUCUUUCUACAAAAACGUGAAUGUGGUGCAAGACACCAACCUCUCUGGAGGUUUGAUACUUGCAGGUGAAAUCUCCACAACCUUCUUUUCGGUACUGAUGGGCAUCAUCGGCCCAGCCAAACAACUCCAGGCUAUCGCAAGGGAUCGCGUCAUGCCAGGUCUCGCCGUCUUUGGCCAGGGCACCAAAACGACGGAUGAUCCGGUCUACGCAAUAUUCUUCACUUUUGCUGUUGCCCAGCUCACGCUACUUCUUGACAUCAAUCGUAUCGCAUCCCUCAUCACAAUGACCUACCUAAUGACAUUUUUCGCUCUGAAUGUAGCGACCUUCCUUCUCAAGAUCGGAUCGGCUCCCAAUUUCCGUCCUUCAUUUCAUUACUUCAACUGGUGGACAGCCGCCGCAGGCGCGUUGUUGAGCGCUGGCAGCAUGUUCUUCGUCGACGGCCUGUCGGCGUCGGGUUCGGUGUGCAUUUUACUCGUUUUGAUCAUUGUCAUUCAUUAUACGACGCAACCAAAACCCUGGGGCUCAAUAUCGGAGGUCCUGAUCUAUCACCAAGUUAGGAAAUAUCUCUUACGCCUCAAAUCUGAGCACGUCAAGUUUUGGCGACCACAGAUACUACUUUUCGUCAAUGACCCAAGGCGGGGAUACAAACUUAUUCAAUUUUGCAACUCCCUGAAGAAAGGUUCGCUCUUCAUCAUCGGCCAUGUUAUUGUAACUCAAAAUUUUGGAGCUUCGGUUCCUGAGGCUCGACGCCAGCAAGCGGCGUGGAAUAAGUACAUCGACUUCUCUAAAAUCAAAGCGUUUGUUAACGUCGCCAUUUCACCUUCCAUUGAAUGGGGGGCACGAAACAUCUUUUUGUCUGCAGGCCUUGGGAGUAUGCGUCCAAACAUUGCGAUUUUUGGAUUUUACAACAUCCAGCAAUUCCGAUCGGAGCAACCUAUGGUCGACGUACCAAGUCCACCACCCGAACGUAAACAUGCUUCUAUCAAGCGUCGACGUGCGAGCAGAAGUCAAGUGAGGGGCGAGCUGCCCACUGAUCAAUGUUUUGUGGAGAAACGUACAGACGUGCAGAGCUAUGUGAUGGUUCUGGAAGACAUGAUGUUGAAACUGCAGACCAAUGUGGCCAUUGCUGUGGGGUUCAGUGACUUGGAAUUGCCCAAUCCUAAGCAGGGAAACACGAAGAAAUAUAUCGACCUGUGGCCGAUACAAAUGACCGCGGAGAUGGAAUCGGAAGGUGGAGGAACAUCCAAAAAUGUCCAAACAACAAACUUCGAUACGUAUACGCUGAUUCUACAACUUGGAUGUAUUCUCAACACAGUUUCGUCAUGGAAAAAAUCAUAUAAUUUGCGAGUUGCAGUCUUUGUUGAAUACGAGUCAGACGUGGAAGAAGAACGAUCUCGAGUGACCUCGCUGCUACAAAAUCUUCGGAUCGAGGCCGAAGUUUUUGUUUUCUGGUUGGCUUGUGGCGAUUUGAAGUCCUACAAUCUCAUCGUCAACGGGCACGAUGUCGACGAGGAUUCACUGGACCAGUGCAACAAGGUUCUUGAGGAUGAAUUAUGGUGGCGGGAACUCCAAGCAGUCCGAGGCAAGAUCAAUCGAUCUGGUGACAUCAGUGCUGCUGAAGCAGUGUCUAUCGCAGAAGAUUUCACCUGGCCAAGCUCACUGCCGAACAGAAGGGAAAAUUCUAUCAUUCACUACGAAGGCCUGCGAAAAAUUCUGACCCGUCCAAACAAGCGACCCUCGUUCGCAAAUCUGUCCAGCUUAGGCGUCAGCCUCACGAUGAGAACUUCACGACUGGACGAUGAUAUGUUGAGUCGACAUGCUUCACAUCCCAGCGAUUCCGAAGGCUUUGAUUCUGAAUCGGAUGAAGAGCUCGAAGUUGAGCAAUCCGAGGUCAGUUCCUCGGACGAAGACGGGGAUUAUGAGGGCUCAGCACUUCUUCGGUCGAAAACACCGUCAAAAUCGAAAUCGUCCUCGAAAAAGAGCAGCCGGGCCAGCUCCAAAAAGUCGCUGCAGAAGCACAAGCAAUACGUAGCUUCCAUGGCCAACAACAGAAGAGCUUUCUCGAGCUCUCCGGACGCUCUCAUUCAAUUUGACGAUGAUGUCCGAUAUGACUCGCCACAGAAUACAGGUAGAGGACGAAAGUACGGCUUGACGGAAGGCAAUUCUCCAUCUCGCGCAACGGUGUCACCUGGUCAUAGUCUGAAUGUAGCCGGAUCCACCAGAUCUCGUGCCACAUCACCCAGUUUCACAUCUUCACCAGUGCCACGUGCUGAAAUUGCAGAGGAAGAAGGCGCUGGUCCAUCCAUCAUGUUCGCCGACGACCCUCAUCCACGACGUCAAAAAGCGGAGGAGAUAUCUGCUGAUCUCGGUCGCUCCAUCUAUCAGCGCAAAGUGGACGAGAGCAACGGCAUUCCACCUAGCAACCCCAAAGCAUCUGGAUUUCCUUCGGCUGCAUCGAUCCAACUAUCCUUCAAUGAUCUCCCAUCACGAGCUCAACACUUGAUAUUGAACGAGUUGAUCUCACAGAACAGUGAUGAUACAGCAGUCAUCUUCACAACCUUACCGGCUCCAGGCGAGGGGACGUACCGCAGCGAGACGGAUAGUUUGGGAUACGUGAGCGACUUGGAGGUCUUGGUUGGGGGACUCCCACCUACAUUGUUGGUGCACAGCAAUAGCAUGACAGUUACGACGAAUUUGUAG
Molecule: messenger RNA, 3996 nt
Organism: Exophiala bonariae
Lineage: Eukaryota; Fungi; Ascomycota; Eurotiomycetes; Chaetothyriales; Herpotrichiellaceae
Exons: 1
Coding region: 1-3996 (1331 amino acids)
Biological process (GO): vacuolar transmembrane transport; cell volume homeostasis; chloride transmembrane transport
Cellular component (GO): vacuolar membrane
Molecular function (GO): potassium:chloride symporter activity
Source: RefSeq, a predicted model, not a curated record